AUGCCUGAUAACCCAAAAAUGGUUAGACUCGACAGGCCAACCCAAACUGCUUCCGCUCGGCGUGAGAGAGCUACUGAGCAGGCUGCGAGGGGUCACGAACAUCGUCGGGAACCACAAGAGAAAGUGGAGGGACCAUUCACUUCUUCUCUCAGGAUUCGUCUAUCCCGUGUGUCCUCAUCUAUGAAUAAUGAGGAGGCACCAAAGGAGGUACAUGUUUCUGCACACGAGGAGGUUCAUGUUCCUGCACAAGACGAGGUUCGUGUUCUAGCACCCGUGCAUGUUACCCCGACUUACCUAGGAGGGCCCUUUGACACCUCCUUCUUGAUAUAUUACUCCGAUCAUGUCGCCCGACAUGUUUUCAGUGGAGAGACACUACUAAAGUCUGUGAACCACGCUCGCAAAAUAUUCACUCUGGUUCAUCCUACUGCAAAUUGGUUCAAGGAUAACAUUAUUGCCUUCGGACUUUUAGGACUUUGUUGUUCUAGUUACAACACCAUUAGCCACAAAAUGCAUGAGGCAUUCGUUGAUAGAUGGCACAAGGAGACGUCAUAUUUCCACUUUUCGGUUGGAUAG
This is a messenger RNA of Vicia villosa (hairy vetch), 573 nucleotides long. RefSeq lists its product as uncharacterized. The transcript has 2 exons. The coding region runs from base 1 to 573 and encodes 190 amino acids. Lineage: Eukaryota; Viridiplantae; Streptophyta; Magnoliopsida; Fabales; Fabaceae. The record is from RefSeq and is a predicted model, not a curated record.